ACAGUCGAGGAAGGGGUAGAGAGAGGGGCGGUAUAGAUUGCGGCGGCGUACUGUACGUGCGCUGGUGGCGUCGCGAAGCGGUCAGUUCAGGGGUUCAAAGAGGAAAACAUGGCGGAUAACAAAGGAGGCGGUGGCGGGGAGACGGAGGCAUCGGUGACUAGUAACAACAACAAUAAUGGCGCCGGGGAAAAUGGGAGUCCUGCAGAAACCGAGGCCCAAGCGAUGGAGGAGGCGGAGACGGGUGAGAAGGCCCCUGCGGCCGCCGUACCUGUGGCGGCACCGGCAGAAGAGAGUCCAGCUCCUUCGUCUUCAGCGGCCUCCUCGUCAGCUCCCGGACCCACUUCGUCCUCCUCGUCUGCUGUGGUGAAUCUACUGGAUACAUGUGCGGUUUGCAAACAGAGCCUGCAGAGCCGGGACUCGGAGCCCAAGCUUUUGCCCUGUCUGCACUCCUUCUGCCGCCGCUGUCUGCCUGAGCCGGAGAGACAGCUAAGUGUCCCGCUCCCCGGGGCCAGCAACGGGGACAUUCAGCAAGUUGGGGUGAUAAGGUGCCCGGUGUGCAGACAGGAGUGCAGACAGAUUGAUCUGGUGGAUAAUUAUUUUGUGAAGGACACCUCGGAAUUACCGAGCAGCAGUGAUGAAAAGUCCGAGCAGGUUUGUACAAGUUGUGAAGACAAUGCGAGUGCAGUGGGGUUUUGUGUGGAAUGUGGGGAAUGGCUCUGUAAAACCUGUAUAGAAGCACACCAAAGGGUUAAAUUCACCAAGGACCACAUGAUAACGAAGAAAGAAGAUGUAUCUUCAGAAGCCGUGGGAGCGUCGGGUCAGCGUCCGGUGUUUUGUCCAGUUCACAAGCAAGAGCAGCUCAAACUCUUUUGUGAAACAUGCGAUAGACUGACGUGUCGGGACUGCCAGUUACUGGAGCACAAAGAACACAGGUACCAGUUUUUGGAGGAGGCAUUUCAGAAUCAAAAAGGAGCUAUUGAAAACUUACUUGCCAAGCUCUUGGAAAAGAAGAAUUAUGUAAAUUUUGCUGCUACUCAGGUCCAAAACAGGAUAAAAGAAGUAAAUGAAACUAAUAAGAGAGUGGAACAGGAAAUUAAAGUGGCUAUUUUCACGUUAAUAAAUGAAAUUAAUAAGAAGGGCAAAUCACUCCUUCAGCAAUUGGAGAGUGUUACAAAAGAACGUCAAAUGAAGCUUGUACAGCAACAGAACGACAUCACGGGUCUGUCACGGCAGGUGAAGCAUGUCAUGAACUUCACAAACUGGGCUAUUGCAAGUGGCAGCAGCACAGCGUUACUAUACAGCAAACGCCUGAUUACUUUCCAGUUACGUCACAUCUUAAAGGCAAGGUGUGAUCCUGUCCCAGCUGCCAAUGGAGCAAUAAGAUUUCAUUGCGACCCAACAUUCUGGGCAAAGAAUGUAGUUAAUUUAGGUAAUCUCGUGGUGGAAAAUAAGCCAACUACGGGUUAUACUCCCAAUGUUGUGGUUGGUCAGGUUCCUCAGGGCUCCAACCAUGUAAACAAAGCUCCUGCACAAAUUAACCUAGCACAACUCCGACUCCAGCAUAUGCAACAGCAGGUGUACGCUCAGAAACACCAGCAGCUCCAGCAAAUGAGAAUGGCUCAGCCACCUGGACAGCACCAGAGACCAUCUGCCCCUCAAGUAAUGCAUCAGCAGCCACCACGGUUAAUCAGCAUGCAGGCAAUGCAAAGGAAUAAUAUAAACUGUGUGCCCUUCCAAGCGCAUCAAAUGAGGAUGGCACAGAAUGCCGCGCAGAAUGCUGCCCGUAUGCCCAACGUCUCCCGUCACAAUGGACCUCCUCAGUACGCCAUGAUGCAGCCUCACCUCCAAAGACAACAGCAUUCUAACCCCGGCCAUGCUGGGCCUUUUCCAGUUGUUUCGAUCCACAACAAUACCAUAAAUCCGACCAGCCCUACCACAGCAACCAUGGCAAAUGCAAACAGAGGUCCAACCAGCCCAUCAGUUACAUCGAUAGAACUAAUUCCAUCUGUAACAAACCCAGAGAACCUUCCCUCACUCCCAGACAUCCCUCCCAUCCAGCUGGAAGAUGCUGGUUCUAGUAAUUUAGACAAUAUUUUAAGUAGAUACAUUUCAGUUGGGCAUCAGCUCCCCCAACCAACAAGCACUAUGAACCCUUCACCGGGACCUUCUUCUAUGUCACCUGGGUCAACAGGCAUGGCCAACUCUCAUACUCCUGUGAGGCCGCCCAGUACGUCCAGCACAGGAAGCAGAGGAAGUUGUGGUUCCAGUGGUAGAACAAUCGAAAGAAAUGCUGCCUUUAAGUCAGACCCGGUAAAAGUUAAACAAGAGCCUGGAACAGAGGAGGAAGUUUGUAGUUUCUCAGGGACUGUAAAGCAAGAGAAAGCUGAAGAUGGUCGACGAAGCGCCUGCAUGCUGAGCAGCCCAGAGAGUAGUCUGACGCCGCCUCUCACCACGAACCUGCAUCUCGAAAGUGACCUGGAAGCCCUGGCCAAUAUGGAGAACCAUGUAAAAGCAGAGCCAAAUAGCACAAACAGAAGCUGUGAGCAGUCGUCCCACACUAGCCUUGUUAAUGGGAAGUCGCCUGCCAGGAGCUCCAUGCAUCGGUCACCAAGAGGAGGUGAAGGGACAAAUAAAGAGGACGAUCCAAAUGAAGACUGGUGUGCCGUGUGCCAAAACGGAGGAGACCUCUUAUGUUGUGAAAAGUGCCCUAAAGUCUUUCACCUCACUUGUCAUGUACCAACGCUCCUUAGCUUUCCUAGUGGUGAAUGGAUCUGCACAUUCUGUCGAGACUUGAACAAGCCAGAAGUUGAAUAUGAUUGUGAUAAUUCUCAGCACAGUAAAAAAGGGAAAACUGUACAAGGGUUAAAUCCUGUGGACCAAAUGAAAUGUGAACGACUUCUUCUUUAUCUUUACUGCCACGAGCUGAGCAUUGAAUUUCAAGAACCAGUACCCAUCUCGAUACCAAACUACUAUAAAAUAAUAAAGAAGCCGAUGGAUCUGUCUACAGUAAAAAAGAAGCUACAAAAGAAGCACUCACAACACUACCAGACGCCUGAAGACUUUGUGGCAGACGUCCGGCUCAUAUUUAAGAACUGUGAAAGGUUCAAUGAAAUGAUGAAAGUUGUUCAAGUUUAUGCAGAAACACAAGAGAUUAAUCUGCAGAAUGACUCUGAAGUGGCCCAAGCAGGAAAGGCUGUUGGAUUAUACUUUGAAAGUAAACUCCCAGAAAUCUACCCUGACAGAACCUUCCAAGCAUUGCCAGAAUUUGAACCAGAGGAGGACGAUGGCGAAAUAACAGAGGAUUCAGACGAGGAUUUUGUACAGCCACGAAGGAAACGUCUAAAGUCAGAUGAAAGACCAGUGCAUAUAAAGUGAUCUGGAAGCACAGAACUUAUAAAUAUUUUGUGUAGAAAAGAGGAAACUAGUUUGUGUUCCCGGAAUAUUGUCACAACUACGCUGGCAAUCUUCAUGGAGAAGCUGGCAACUUUUAGACAGUAUUAGACCAACAAAUCUUUGUACAGAAAAUAUGAACAUUCUUUUAACGAAGUGGAGGACACUUACUGUCACUUUGUUUUUUUUGUUUUGUUUUUUUUUUUGUUAUUUUUUUUUAUUUUUAGUCUUCAUGGGCUUUUGGCCCUUGGAACAAUCUACUUGUAUUUUCAGUUGGGCUUUUGUGAAUGUUAUAGCCAAUUUAUUUUGGUUUGGUAUCCUCAGCCGUUCUUUGUACAGAUAUCUAAGUGGACUUGGUGGUUGUGUUGCUUGUUACUCAAUUUCUUUCAAGAAGAUUGGACCAGUACAUGCGGUUUACUGUAACAAAA
This is a messenger RNA of Spea bombifrons (plains spadefoot toad), 3818 nucleotides long. RefSeq names its product tripartite motif containing 33 (gene TRIM33). Lineage: Eukaryota; Metazoa; Chordata; Amphibia; Anura; Pelobatidae. The coding region runs from base 109 to 3375 and encodes 1088 amino acids. Gene Ontology annotation, molecular function: protein binding; zinc ion binding. The record is from RefSeq and is a predicted model, not a curated record. The transcript is spliced from 20 exons.